CGGCGCAUGCGCGGUUGCGUCAUAGCGACACGAACUGUUGUCGUUUCACUAGCAACCGUUUCACAGCUCAUAACGUCAUUUAAAGAGGUGGAGGCUGAACACCUCCAUGUGUCUGGCUGAUGGACAUGUCCUCUGUGCUGGAUGACACGUCAGCAGAUGUUCCGGUCAGAGACUUCACAGUGGACCUGUCCCGCCUGACUGCAGAUCCAUCGGUGUACCAAAAUGCUCGUGCAAGGCAGGACAUCUCGCGGGUGUCCAGGGAGGAGCUGGAGGACCGUUUCCUGCGCCUCCACGAGGAGACGCUGCUCCUCAAACAGCAUGUUCACAAACAGGAGGACAAGAUCAAGAAGCUGGGCACUAAGCUGAUGCGGCUGGUGAAGGACCGUGGUCGUAUGGAGCAGCUGGCGGUGGGUGGAGGUGGAGGUCAGCUGGUCUCCAGGGUGCGUGACGUGGAGAUGGAGGAGAUGAUGGAGGAGCUGCAGGAGAAGGCGCGGGGCCUGCAGGCCGAGAACGAGGGACUGAAGCAGCGCCUCCUUGUGGCGAAACAGCAGCUCAUCAACUCCCAGAGCAGGAGGUCGUCUCCGUACGGCCGCGUCCAGUCACGAGUCCACACGGGGUUAAAGAAGCUGAGAGACGACUCCUCCUCUCCUUCUCAACCACGACCCAAGAGUACCCGUAGUUCAGAAGGAGGCGCUCGACCCCCGACGGGCCUCUUACCUCGGUUCGGUCACAGUCUGCUGGAGGAGACCAGAGCAGAGGUCCGGAACCUGGAGAACGUGAUCGAGCUCCAGCGGAGCCACAUGGAGGAGAUGGAGGGAACGUUGGAGCUGCUGAGGGAGGAGCUGAGGAGGAAGGAGGCUGAAUAUGAGGAGAGACUCCUGCAGGUCCGAGAGCACCAGACCUCCAAACUGAGGUCGCACGUCAGCGGCAACGUGGCGAUGAUCAAGCUUCAGAAGCAGCUGUCGGACAGGUCAGACCGGGUCACAGAGCUGGAGGGAAGGUUUCUGCAACUACAGGAGAGUCAGAGGGCGCUGAAGGUGAGUCACGAUGCAGCGAUGCUGAAGGUGGACGAGCUGUCGGGUCAGCUGAAGGACGAGAGGAUGAAGAGUUUGGACCUGGAGAAACGUCUGCAGAGCUCCAACAUAUCCAGGAUGAAGAUGGAGCAGCUGCAGGAGAGGAUCGGUGAGGUGGAGCAGGAGAGAGACCUUCUGAAGGACAACAAUGACAAACUGGUCAACAGUGCCUUCGACGUGUCCCGGCAGCAGAAGUGGCAGAUCCAGGAGCAGCAGCUGAAGCUCCAGAUCGCCCAGCUGGAGACGGCACUGAAGGCCGACCUCAUGGACAAAAAUGAAAUCCUGGAUAAGAUCAAAGCUGAGAGAGACUCAAACGAGAAGCUGACAGAAGAAAAUCAGAAACUUCAGCUCCAGUUUCUGGAACAGAAGCAGCAGCUGGAGGAACUAAACGACCGUUUGAAGUUCUACAGCAGGGAGAACGAGUACGACGUGUCUGAACUCACUGAGGCUCUGCUGCUCGUUAAGAAGCGUAAGUCCCAGAGGAGUGGAGAUCUGGGCUUCCUGAAGGAGGUGGAGGACGGAGGAGGCAGCAGCUCAGAGAGCGCCGUCAGAGAGCUGCGAGCCGCUCACGCUGAGACCAUCCAGGAGCUGGAGAAGACCAGGAACCUCCUCAGCAUGGAGGGGAGGAUCAGCAGGGACUACAGGGUGGAGCUGGAGGCCGUGCUGAAGAAGAUGGAGGCUGACAGAGUGGAGUCAGAGCAGAAGCUGGAGAGACAGGCCGCUCUGCUCGACUCCAGAGCCGCCAAGAUCCACAAACUGGAAGCUCAGCUCAGAGACGUGGCCUACGGCACCAAAACCUUCGUCUUCAGACCUGACGUCCCAGAUGAGGAGGAGAAGGAGGAGGAGUCUGAGAAGGAGCCCCCUCUGGAGCGAGGGGAGAAUCUGGUGGAGCUCCAGGUGGUGGGAGCCACGCUGUCCCCGUCCACCCUGCAGGCUCUGGGGGAGGCCGAGCCCUCCACCUUCUGCACCUACGCCUUCUACCUGUUCGAGCUGCACGCCACUCCGGUGGCGACGGGCCCGACGCCGCGGUACGGCUUCACGUCCCGGUACGUGGUGAGCAUGGACCAGCGUCUGCUGGACUUCCUGCUCCGAGGCUCCGUGACCGUGGAGCUGCACCAGGCUCUGGGUCUGGACUGGAGGACUCUGGCCAGAGGGAGGAUCCAACUGAAGACGCUGCUGGAGCCAGACGGGAGAGUUCAGGGCAGCGUGCCGCUGGUCGGUGUGUCUGACGAGGCCCGGUCCUUUGGCUCUGUGGACUACUGGCUGAGGCUGAAGGUCCCGAUGACGGAGACCCUCCGUCUGUUCAGAGAGAAGGUGGAGGCGGGCGGCUACGUCAGCGCUGCUCCGGACCUCCACGCACAGCCUCCUGGCGGCUGUAACGAGCUCCUCAUCACCAUCCAGCGCUGCAGAGACCUGAAGAGGUCCAGCGUGUCCCAGCAGCCAAGUCCCUACGUGGUCUACAAGUUCUUUGCGUUCCCCGACUACCCGACCGCCACCGUCCACGACUGCUGCGACCCCGACCUCCACGACCUCCAGGUCUACUCCGUCCCCAUGGACGCAGACCUGGACCGCUACCUGAGGACCGAGGACCUCCGUCUCUACGUGUUCGACUACAAAGAGCAGCAGAUGGACACGUAUGUGGGGAAGACCCGAGUCCCUCUGCUGCCUCUGGCCCGGGACCAGGGGGUCUCAGGAGAGUUCGAGCUGACCGACCCCUCCGGACUCUCUGCUGGCCUCAUUGAGGUGUCUCUGAGGUGGAGGUUCUCUUACCUUCCUCCAUCAGCCUCCAUCAUGGCCGCUGAGGAGACGGAGAGGAAGCGUCUCAGAGUGGAGGACGAGAGGAGAGACGAUGAGGAGACGCUGCAGGAGGAGGACAAACGCCCCCCCGACCCACUCCCUGAGGCCUCCGGGUCAAAGGCCGAGCGGCCUAAACCCAGACUGCGGACUCGACUCAGAGAAGGACCGGCCGCCAGAAAGGUGACGUUCAUGGACCCUUCGGCUCCGGAGGACCAGGGGGAGGACGGUGAGUCUGCAGACAGGAAGGAGACUUUACCUCCUGUUGGAAAGGUCUCCUCAGCUCCUCCUCCUCACAGCACCACAGAGGAAGAGGAUGAAGAAGAAGAGUCUCACUUCUCUGAAGGUCAGCUGGUCCCAACCGACUCUCCAUCUCCUUCUGACGACUCCGAGAUCUCUGAGGACAUCGUGGAAGAUGUGGAGGAGAGGCCGGCAGCUGGAGAGCCUCAGAGUGAGUCCUCUCAGUCGGACAGCGAUGACUGCAUCGUUCACGGGCCGACGGCGGGGAGGAAGCCCUCCCAGAGACUCCGGGUGGAGGUGGUGUCUCUGACCUUGAGGCCGGAGUCCCGUGUCUCUCUGGACGUCAGCGUGGUGCGUCUGUUUGUGGAGUUCUCUCUGUUAGAUCUGCCCACAGAGGAAACCCCGCUGUCCCUCCACAAACUGCCCCGGGGCCACAGCAUCAACUACAACUACAGCAAAGUGGUUCCUGUGGACUCGGAGGACAACGGGCCAAGGCGGCGGCUGCUGAGACGAGUCCUGCAGGGGAGAAACCCUCAGAUGGAGAGAAUCCGGUUCACCGUAGUGAGCGAGCCUCCGGAGGAAGAGGAGCAGGAGAGGGAGUGUGAGGACGUCGGUGUGGCCUUCAUCAGGAUCAAAGACAUCCUGGAGAGACAACAAGACCUGAUGGAGAGCAGCCUGGACGUGUUGGACGUGGAGGACAGCAGUCAGGUGGUCGGCAGUCUGACUGUGACGGUGGAGGGACUGGAGGCUCUGCAGGCCAUCAUGGAGGACCAGGAGCAGGACCAGGAGCUUACCUCGGUCUCCUCUCUGCUUCCAUCAGCAUGAAGCAGCAACACAGACACUAAACUUCACAUGAGACGAGUGUGUGUAAAAUAUUCCUACAACUACUAGAUGGAUUUUACAAACGUUCAUGUUCCCCAGAGGAUGAAUCCCACAGACGUUGGUGAUCCUCUGACCUGUUCUCUAGCGCCACCACCAGGAUCACAUUUUAGUUUCAUUUUGUUUUGAUAUCUACGCAACGAUGGAGAAAUGGAUUUAGUUUCAGGUGUUCAUGUUCCCCAGAAGAUGAAUCUUAACAACUUUAGUGAUCCCCUGACGCCACAAUCAGAUCAGAGUUUAUAUUUAUCCUGUAAAAUAUCUUGACAACUACGAGAUGGAUCAACACAACGUUCUGUACACACAUUCAUGUUCCCCAGAGGAAGAAUCCCACUGACGUUGGUGAUCCUGUAACCUUUCCUCUGGCGCCACCAUGCGGUUCAUAUCAGUAGUUUCCGGUCCAACGUCUCCAAUCAACUAUGUGAAAGAUUGUGACGAAAAGUGGUUCAUCAUUCCUGUUACCCUGAGGAUGAACCAUCAUCACUUUGGUGAUCCUCUGACUUGUCAUCUUGUUCUUCGAGCAUUUCAGUGUCUUUAUUCCAGAUACAGUCGGGACUCGUUUCACAUUGAAAUACAGAGUUUGACUUUCUUUACCUUUAAAUCUUAUGUUUAUCUGUUGACGGAUGUAAACAUCCACCAUGUGGACGAUUCAACGAUGACUGAAGAUGAAGAUCAAAAGGUCCCAUCAGAGGAAGACCACUCUACUGAGCUACUGAUGACCUUUAAAAUGUAAAGUAUUUAUUUAACAUGCAGCUGAACUCUAUUUUUAAAUGUGAAAACGCUUUAAAGUUUCUACACUGAAGUUAUUGAAUGUGUAUUUUUUAGGCAGAAGGGCUUCGUUGGUGCUGUCAUAUUUAAAUGAGUAGUGAUGUCAGAGUGUUGAUAGAAACCUUAAAUGUGAUGUUUGGUGCUCCA
Messenger RNA from Anoplopoma fimbria (sablefish), 4898 nucleotides. RefSeq names its product RPGRIP1 like (gene rpgrip1l). Gene Ontology annotation, biological process: non-motile cilium assembly; retinal rod cell development. Gene Ontology annotation, cellular component: photoreceptor connecting cilium. Bases 120 to 3932 code for a protein of 1270 amino acids. NCBI's taxonomy places the organism in Eukaryota, Metazoa, Chordata, Actinopteri, Perciformes, Anoplopomatidae. The record is from RefSeq and is a predicted model, not a curated record. The transcript is spliced from 26 exons.